Messenger RNA from Herpailurus yagouaroundi (jaguarundi), 4178 nucleotides. It is a transcript of the gene REEP1, whose product is annotated as receptor accessory protein 1. Gene Ontology annotation, cellular component: endoplasmic reticulum tubular network; endoplasmic reticulum membrane; cytoplasmic microtubule. Lineage: Eukaryota; Metazoa; Chordata; Mammalia; Carnivora; Felidae. The record is from RefSeq and is a predicted model, not a curated record. Bases 1 to 1176 code for a protein of 391 amino acids. The transcript has 12 exons. Gene Ontology annotation, molecular function: olfactory receptor binding; microtubule binding. Gene Ontology annotation, biological process: endoplasmic reticulum tubular network organization.
AUGGCUCUCAAGGUCCCCCGGGGCCAUGACAGUCUGGAUGUGAGCUGCCACCUCUGCUGCAGGCUAGUGCAUUUGAAUUUCAUCACCGUCAUUGUAUGCAUUACUUACUCUAUGCUCAACCUUGGAGAUGCUGAGAUGGAGAAGGCCCAGUCCUUGCCCUCAGAGAGCUCACAGUCUAAUGGAGGAGAAGGUCACAGUGGGCUUAUAUUUGGCACCCUUUACCCUGCGUAUUAUUCCUACAAGGCUGUGAAAUCAAAGGACAUUAAAGAAUAUGUCAAAUGGAUGAUGUACUGGAUUAUAUUUGCACUUUUCACCACAGCAGAGACAUUUACCGACAUCUUCCUCUGUUGGUUUCCAUUCUAUUAUGAACUAAAAAUAGCAUUUGUCGCCUGGCUGCUGUCUCCCUACACAAAAGGCUCCAGCCUCCUAUACAGGAAGUUUGUACAUCCCACGCUGUCUUCAAAAGAAAAGGAAAUCGAUGAUUGCCUGGUCCAAGCAAAAGACCGAAGUUAUGAUGCCCUUGUGCACUUUGGGAAGCGGGGCUUGAAUGUGGCGGCCACAGCAGCCGUGAUGGCUGCUUCCAAGGUGGCUCGACUCUUUCAUUUUGUCUCCUCUUUGGACCUCAGAGAAGGGCAGGUAACCCCGUUGAGAGGUGUGACUAACUCCAAACUGAUCCAGUCGGGUAGAGAGGCCAGCAGCGACCUCUUCCCACCAACACAUGGUCUGGAUCGGAACCAGGGACAGGGUGCCUUAUCGGAGAGACUCCGGAGCUUCAGCAUGCAGGACCUCACCACCAUCCGGGGUGACGGUGCCCCUGCCCCCUCCAGCCCCCCACCACAGGGGUCUGGGCGAGCCAGCGGCAAACAUGGCCAGCCUAAGAUGUCCAGGAGUGCUUCUGAGAGCGCCGGCAGCUCAGUGUGUACCUGCUGCUCUACCUGCAGGACCCGGAAAGUGGUUGAGGGAGAUGUGAAUGAGGGUGGUGUGAAGGCCUGGGAGCCCCACGAGGUCCAAAACCCGUUGGCAUUUUCGGACGAGGAGGAGGAAGAUCUGCUGGAUUUCAUGUACAAGUAUAAGGCGCCUCGAAAGACGGAGUUCCCCCUGGAGGCACCGCCUAGAGUCCUUCGAUCCCGCUUUAGGAAGAAAAGUACCUCAUCCUCAGCCACUGAAACCACGUGAGUGAGAUGAGCCAACAGCACCGGACCCACAGAAUGUUUCUUCUCUGCCUUAAAGAGCUAGUCACUAAUAACAUAGAAAUCCGCAAGCUGGCGUGCUUUGAGUGUGCAGCCUCACAGACACAGCCUUUUCUCUCUCUCCUCUUACACUUUUAAGAUUUUUAUUUUCCUUUUCUUUAUUUUGCUGGGGAGAGGCUAAAGGGAAAGGUAGCUUGUGUGUGUGUGGGGGGGGUGUGACCUUUAAGUCUUGAGGUUAGUAAUUUUCUGCAAUUGGAUUGUCAGCAGUGUGGUUUUAGAAAUAUAAGAGAUCACCCUCACACUGCUGAGAUGUACAUUUGUAAUUUAUUUGUUGCAUACUUCGUUUUUAGUCCUGUAAAUGCAAACAAAGCAAUUUUUUUAAACUUUUUUUGUUCUUGGUACUAAUACUUUGGACUACGGUGUACAUAUUUAUGGCUUUUGGCUUAAUGUAAUGGACUCGCAAGGGCUGCCAGAGGUUCUGAUAUGUAAGAGAACUACGAGAUAUGUAAAAAAUUAUUUUGAUUCUAGAGAAUGUCUCAGAUGUGCUUAUAAAGCUUCCAAAUACAACUCCAGUAAAACAGCCCUUUUCCUGUAGGACGAUGGUCCAUAUUCUUCAGAUAGAUGUUAAGUCAAUAGACCAGAGACGUUUAGAAUGAAGAGACAAUAUUGUAAUGACAGACACGAGUGUAAUGAGGCCAGGGGAACAGUCCAGAAUAAGAGAGGUCACAAGAAGCUUGUCUCCCCCUGGAUUCUGGGUUAAGAGCUUCUGAAUUUUGUCAAGGGAUGUACCAAUGGCUUAGGCAGGUGGCUCACCUUUGGUAAAACCUCCUGGGGAUGUGAACUCACAGGGCUGUUUUGAGGAAUCAUUUUGAGUGUUCCAUCAGUGCUUGACAAAUGAUUGUUUCUCCUUCAUAGUAACCAGUUCUGUGACUUAUUUCCCCAGGUAGAGGAGCCUAUAAUCUGAGCACUUGAUCAAGAGAACAGUAAGCAGAAACCGACCAAUCAACCCAAAACAAACCUAAAACUAUGUUUCAGAUAUGUUGUCAAAUACGUCUGAGACACCUGUCAAAAUGCUGGGUUCUAGAAAGGUUUCAGAGGUUGAGAUCUUUAUGGACUGACUUGCUGCUCAGCUCCCUGGGCAGCUGUGGCUCACACCCUUCCCGGCUUGUGCAGAAUGUGAACGAGAGAAAUUGCACUCAUGGGCACUCCGCGUCUUACCAGACGUCUUAUGCAAGCCGAGAUCGCUUAGUAUAAUAGAGCACUAGCUAAAGGGACUCUCUACUUAGACUGAGAACUUUAUCUGAAAAGAAGAAUCUGGUUUACAUAGCAUUUCAGUCCGAGGUAGCUGCUCCCCACCCCCUUGGAGAGCUGAGCCUAAAAUGUAGGACUUGUAUAUUUGUGCUUAGAGUUGGUGUUUUCUUUCAGUGUAAUGCAUGCAGUGGUCACAAACCAGUCACUUAUAAUACUUGGAUUGUGUUUGUUCAUAGAUAUGCCCUGAAGACUAGAGAAUUAGUGUUAUGUACCACAUAGAACUUGCUGUCAACCGGCUAUAAACAGGCCCAGUUAAAGACCGUCUCAUUACUGAGCUACAUACACCAACAUAUAUCAGUAGUCUUUGCUGAUGGCACACUGGCUGGAUCUUAGCCACCCGAGAAAGGGUUUUACCUGAAGUUGAUUGUUGCCAGAUAUGCACAUUUAAAUCCCUUCUUCCCACAAUUCCUCUGAAGGUGAGUUUGUAAUUUACAAUGGGAUUUAGGAAAACAAACCUAAAAGCAAAUUUGUGGUUCAGAGAGCAAACAUAGGCUCUUUAUGAUCUUUCCCCCACACCCAACAAUCCCUAAACCCAUUAGGGAAGACAGAAAAUCUAAUUUCUUAAAGCUCACUGAAUAGUUUCAGAGGAAAAAUAUAUGCUUUAAAUGUAUUUACCUGUUAGUUGGGAGUACCCAGAAUUAUCAGAAACAGCUUAAGCAGCUUUUUAGCAGUGUUUUUUUCUUUUCUUUGCCAAAAUAAUAAAUGCCUUUAGCAGCAGAGAUCCUUCGUGAACCAACUAUAUUUUCACCAUUUUACAAUGUAAAGUUUUAACAAGUACAAGCUAUCAAGUUUGCACUCAACUAUGCCAAAAACAAGUUUGAAGCACUCUACUCUCAGACAUGCUGUAUUACUGCUCAUUCAAGAUUUAAAAAAUUUAAAGGUAUCCAAACUGCUGUCUUAAUGUAAAUGUAACUAUUUUUCCUUCAAGUGUUGAUUAGGGAGUUGGUUUCUCUCUUAAAAACACUCACUGUACAAAUGAGAGCAGCUGUCAUAUUUCUGGCAAAAUGUGUUUACUUAUCCAACAAGCUGUAUAUUUGUGUAUGGACUGACAUAAAAUGUGAAUGCCUCCAAGUGUACAUGUAGUGCUGUGGUGUUCUGUCUAGAGGAUAUAACUGAACGUUUUUAAUUUCCUGAUUUACAGACAUAGGCUGUUUACAAAAUGCUAGCUUGAAAGUCUGUAAUUUUCAUGUAAUAACUUUUAGUUAUUUGCCGUUGAGCACCUGUUCUGUUUCUGAGGAGGUAAGAUGGGGUGGUGUACUUAUACACUAGGAAGUGGAGUCAUAAUCCCUCCUGGCUUUGUGUGAAUAGCUUGCUCAAUUCACUGGCCUCUGAAAUGUGUGUAAACUGUCCGUGUGUUUGUGAUAACAGUGCUUGUCCACCAUGACCACAGCUGAGUAUCUUCCUAGUCCUCGCCUUGCACAGUAUUUGAAACGGCAAAGGAUGUGCUUCAUUCUCAAACGGCACACACUCAAAGAGCUGACGUUCUCGGUUGUGACUGUGCAGUUUCCCUAGUUUAUUCCUGUAGUCCCUAUAGAAUGAUCUGUGAUAAAAUAGUAUACUGGACUGUGCAUCAAAGGGAUGUAAAAUUACAGUAUUCCAAAGGUUGAAGUUCUGCUGUUUUGUUACAAUGCCUGAUAUAUACCUUGAAUAAAGUCUUAACGUUUUUCUUUUAAAAAA